Coccidioides posadasii C735 delta SOWgp is the source of this 1167-nucleotide messenger RNA. Its product is annotated as Leucine aminopeptidase 1. The record is from RefSeq and is a predicted model, not a curated record. Gene Ontology annotation, biological process: proteolysis. Lineage: Eukaryota; Fungi; Ascomycota; Eurotiomycetes; Onygenales; Onygenaceae. Gene Ontology annotation, molecular function: metalloexopeptidase activity.
AUGAAGUCGCUCUCCCUACUGGCGCUCGCCGCCAUCGCUCCUCCAGCGGCUGUGGCUGCUGUAGUAGACCGCCAAGUUCCCUUUGAGAACAGGCCCGUGCAAGGGCUUCCAGAGAAAUUCUUAAUCCAGCUCGGACCCGAACAGACAAGAUGGGUGACAGAAGACGAGAAAUGGGCCUUGAAAAUGGAAGGAGUAAACUUUUUUGACAUCACGGCCGAGCCAGACAGAGGGUUCUCUGCUAAGAGCCACGAGCGUAUCCAAGUUAGCUUUCCAUCGGAAGUCAAACACCAAACGGAACUGGCGCCUCUGCUAGAGCAACUGUCCAAGGAUAAUAUGCGCCAGAACCUUGUUCACUUUACCUCUUUCCAUACCAGAUACUACAAGUCGGAAACUGGUGUUCAGUCGGCAACUUGGCUGUUUGAACAGGUGGAGGAGGCCAUCCAGGAUUCUGGCGCUGCUCAACACGCCGUCAAAGUCGAAAGGUUUGAGCACUCAUGGGGCCAAUUCAGUAUUAUUGCAACUAUCCCAGGAAGGACGAAUAAGACUGUGGUCAUCGGCGCUCACCAGGACAGUAUCAAUCUGUUCCUGCCAUCGAUCCUUCCCGCGCCUGGUGCAGACGAUGAUGGUAGUGGAACUGUGACUAUCCUCGAGGCGUUCCGUGUUCUGUUGCAGUCAGAGGCGGUUCAGCAGGGCAACGCUGCCAACACCAUUGAGUUCCACUGGUACUCCGCUGAGGAAGCUGGCCUUCUUGGCUCCCAGGCAAUAUUCUCGGACUACAGUAAGACUGGCAGAGACAUUAAGGCCAUGCUGCAACAGGAUAUGACUGGUUAUGUCGAGGGCACAACUAAAGCUGGUGAGGUAGAGUCCGUAGGUGUUAUCACCGAUUUUGUCGACCCAGGUUUGACAGAGUUCAUCAAACGUGUCAUUACAGGGUACUGUACCAUUCCGUUCGUCUUGACACAGUGUGGUUAUGCCUGUUCGGACCACGCUUCGGCCAGCCGAUAUGGAUACCCGUCAGCAUUCGUCAUUGAGUCAGAAUUUAAGCGCUCCAACCAGCGGAUCCACACAACGGGAGACACUGUUGAUCUUUUGAGCUUUGACCACAUGCUACAGCAUGCAAGAAUGACGCUUGCUUUCGCGUAUGAGCUUGCAUUUGCAGAGCUGUAG